AUGUCGCUUUCUGCGGCAUUUGUCGUCAUAUUUGCUCAGGAAAUUGUAGCAGCCCUUGAAUCAUUGAUCACCCCCACAGUCACACGAAAAUGUGGCUUCAUGAUCGAGGGCCAGCUUUAUGUUCGGCAGCCUGUGGAAGUCGUGCAGCGCCGUGAUGGUUUCAGUCAACGGAUACACGACCUGCUGGUGUUCUUUGUGAACAAGCCUCCUUGA
Pyricularia oryzae 70-15 is the source of this 213-nucleotide messenger RNA. RefSeq lists its product as uncharacterized. NCBI's taxonomy places the organism in Eukaryota, Fungi, Ascomycota, Sordariomycetes, Magnaporthales, Pyriculariaceae. The record is from RefSeq and is a predicted model, not a curated record. Bases 1 to 213 code for a protein of 70 amino acids. The transcript is spliced from 2 exons.